Molecule: messenger RNA, 3590 nt
Organism: Myripristis murdjan (pinecone soldierfish)
Lineage: Eukaryota; Metazoa; Chordata; Actinopteri; Holocentriformes; Holocentridae
Product: tyrosine-protein kinase yes
Exons: 12
Coding region: 395-2053 (552 amino acids)
Biological process (GO): protein phosphorylation
Molecular function (GO): ATP binding; protein tyrosine kinase activity; protein binding
Source: RefSeq, a predicted model, not a curated record
GGCAGGGUCGGCCAUGUUGUUGUGUGGGGGUUGAUGCAAGUUUAGUAGUAGGAAGUAAAGGCUACAAAGAACUGGGAUACUUUGGGCUCCCACACUUCUCUUUAUCACCAUCAUGCCGCUGCUGGAUCCAUCCCGUCCGACUUGUCGAGCAGAAUAAUGACGGCCGGCCGCGCUGCAUCCGCCAUCCCGCUAUUUGAUGCCUGUAACAUUUCUGCUGCUUUGAUUUAACUUCAAUAGAAAAAUCUGACCACAGUUGCUCUGCUGGAUGGAUGAAGUGAGGAUGAAGGCGGCUCGGUCGAGGUUGGAAUAACUCGUUUUUUUCCGCUGGACGAAUCUGAUUUAGGGGGGGAACAAAAAGGACCAAGAAGGACGUGGAUUUCCCCAAGGCAAGACUAUGGGCUGCAUUAAGAGUAAAGAGGACAAGGGCCCUACGAUGAAGUAUCGGCCUGAGAACUCCCCGGCUUCAGACCCCACCACCACCACCACCACCCCUCAUAUAGGACACUACGGGCCGGAUCCCACCCAGCUCCAACAGAACCAGUCUCCCUCGUCGUCGUCCGGCCCCGGGGCUGCGAGCUUCAACCACACCAUCACUCCUUUUGGCGGCUCCUCUUCUGCCAUGACCCCCUUUGGAGGAGCAUCAUCCUCCUACCCUGCGUCUGUACCCAACUCAUUCUCUGGUGCUGUCUCAGGUGGUGUUACAUUCUUCGUGGCCUUGUACGACUAUGAAGCCAGAACGUCAGAUGAUCUUUCAUUCAAAAAAGGAGACCGCUUCCAGAUCAUCAACAAUACAGAGGGAGACUGGUGGGAGGCUCGCUCCAUCAACACGGGGAAGAAAGGAUACAUCCCGAGCAACUACGUGGCCCCGGCUGAUUCCAUCCAGGCUGAAGAGUGGUACUUUGGUAAAAUGGGACGCAAAGAUGCUGAGAGGUUGCUGUUGAAUCCAGGGAACCACCGAGGAACUUUCCUGGUGCGAGAAAGUGAAACUACUAAAGGUGCUUUCUCUCUCUCUAUACGGGACUGGGAUGAUGCCAAAGGAGACAAUGUGAAACACUACAAGAUCCGCAAGCUUGACAAUGGUGGAUACUACAUCACUACACGGGCACAGUUUGACACUUUACAGAAACUGGUCAAACACUAUACAGAGCACGCAGACGGGCUCUGCCACAGGCUGACCACCGUUUGCCCCACGGUCAAGCCUCAGACGCAGGGCCUUGCUAAGGAUGCCUGGGAGAUUCCCAGAGAGUCCCUGCGGCUGGAGCUCAAACUGGGCCAGGGCUGUUUCGGAGAGGUCUGGAUGGGCACGUGGAACGGUACUACAAAGGUAGCCAUUAAGACGCUGAAGCCGGGCACCAUGUCUCCAGAGGCCUUCCUGCAAGAGGCUCAGAUCAUGAAGAAGCUCAGACACGACAAACUGGUGCCUCUGUACGCCGUCGUGUCCGAGGAGCCCAUCUACAUUGUCACAGAGUACAUGGCCAAAGGAAGUUUGCUCGACUUCCUCAAAGAGGGUGAUGGGAAGUUCCUGAAGCUGCCGUUGCUGGUGGACAUGGCUGCACAGAUCGCCGACGGUAUGGCUUUCAUCGAGAGGAUGAACUACAUCCACAGGGACCUGCGUGCCGCCAACAUCCUGGUGGGCGACAACCUGGUGUGCAAGAUCGCCGACUUUGGCCUGGCCAGGCUGAUAGAGGACAACGAGUACACGGCCAGGCAAGGAGCCAAAUUUCCCAUUAAAUGGACGGCCCCUGAAGCUGCCUUGUACGGACGCUUCACCAUCAAGUCAGACGUCUGGUCCUUCGGCAUCCUCAUCACCGAGCUUGUCACGAAAGGCAGAGUACCCUACCCAGGCAUGGUGAACCGGGAGGUGCUGGAGCAGGUGGAGCGGGGCUACCGCAUGCCCUGCCCCCAGGGCUGCCCGGAGUCGCUCCACGAGAUGAUGAAGCUGUGCUGGAAGAAAGAGCCAGACGAGCGGCCCACUUUCGAGUACAUCCAGUCCUUCCUGGAGGACUAUUUCACCGCCACAGAGCCACAGUACCAGCCUGGAGAGAACCUAUAGCCUGCCGGGACUCCUCUGCGUAUCCCUCCGCCCGCAGGAGCAGACUGGCUGGCGGGACGAGAGGGCGAGAGCUGUGAAGUGAUUGGCUCUGGACGGCCGGGUCGACGCUGGGUGAUCAGUUGCACAAACCACUACUUUCUUUAUCUGUUUGGUUCUGUCUCUGCUGCACUCCACCAUUUUUAUUUGUCAUCUUUUGUUUUCAUCUAUGGUACUACAAGUCUUAGCUGUGUGAAUUUAUCCAUUUCAUUUUUUUGGAAGAAGGAUGCAACUGGCAUAACGACAAGGGGAGCCUGCUAGGCUGGGUGUCUUUGAUUGAGUGCUUUCCUGAAUGGAGGACUACACUAAUGGAGAGGAAACACAGAUUCAUUUCAGCUCUGCUAAAGAUGCUACAAAUAGGAUUUUUUCCUCAUUAAUACAUUGCUGUGAAAUUAGCUGUCAUAAUGCCUUUCAAUGUUGACAAAAACGGCCCUGAUCCCAACAGCAGCCCCAGCUAUUGUGCUUUCAUUUGCUUUAAUUUGGUUAUCCCGCACUCUGUUCACCUCCAAAUUAUAUAAAUGUUUUUAUGUUUUCGAUUCUCCAUUGGAAAAAGUAUGCAUAAAAACAUUAGGGAGGGAGUUAACACGCCAUGCUGAUAGAAAGAGGCUCUCGGCGGUGGAUGAUGGCCGUUAUCACAGUCAGUGAUGUAUUUGAGAACAAAUCCCACUCAUCUUAACUUUAAUUACAUUUCAUUAGUUAAAAUGCAAAUUCUUUCUGUUCUGAAUGGCUUACUUUAGAGAGAGAGAGAGUGGAGUUAGACUGUGACAUGGUCUGUGAUGCCUUGCUUAUCUUUUACAGUGCAUUUUGUUGAUUUUUUUUUUUUUUCGAAUGUUCCUGCAAGAAUUUAUUCAUAUCACGAACACGGAGACUGUUUUCUGUUGCAUACUCUUGCUGUGAUCACUACAGAGAAGAAAAAAAAGGAGUACUUUAAUGCAGAUGGACUGUAUGAUGUGUCACCGAGGGACGAGAGAGCAGGCCGAGGCUGGCUGUGAUCACUGCAGCAUCGACCCGAGUUACACAGUGAUGAAACUCGCGGUCCUGGUCAUGCAGCUGCUUAUUAUUGCAGACUGACUCUCCACAUAUCACACAGCAAGUCUGCCAAGGAUAUUAGAGCAGGAUGAAUGACUUCUUUGACUUUACAGUUACAUUUUAGGUGGAAAGGCGUGAACACAACCACCAACUAGGGUACAGACAAGUAAAUGUGACUGUCUUGGAAACCUGCAGCUGUGUCUUUGUUUUAUUUGUUGUUUUAAAUCUUUUUUUGUGGCCUAGCAAAAAUCAAAAAGACUUUUUUUUUUUUUUUUUUUUUAACAGUGAUCUUCUCUUUUCAUGUGUAUGGACUGAUCAGGACAGUAUUACAAUGUGCAUAGCAAAAAGAUGAAGGCUGAGCUUUUAAAGAAGGGCUUUGUACAAAGUUAGCAAAAUCCGCAUUUUAUAAAGUUAUUAAUUAAAUGGCCAAGAUUGCAAGUUAUAUUGGGGAUGGUGGGAGUGGUUGGAAAAA